Brassica rapa (field mustard) is the source of this 3941-nucleotide messenger RNA. Its product is annotated as AAA-ATPase At4g25835-like. Lineage: Eukaryota; Viridiplantae; Streptophyta; Magnoliopsida; Brassicales; Brassicaceae. The record is from RefSeq and is a predicted model, not a curated record. Gene Ontology annotation, molecular function: ATP binding; ATP hydrolysis activity.
AUAUAUUGUUAAACUAAAUUAGAGAAAUAUAAGGUAAUUGAUUAUUGCAUAGUUAGAGAAAUAUAAGAUAAUUGACUAUUGCAGAGAAAUAUAAGGUGAGACCAAAAAAAUAGUUAAGUCUAAUGAAAGAGUCCAAUAACUUUUCAUAGGUAGAUUUUUUAAAAUUCAUUCCCUUUCAAUAGUAUAGAUUUUUAAAUUCUCUAGAUGAUCUCUUUGCUAUUGCUCAUAAUAGGAUUGCAAACGAAGACUUCUGAAGGCAUUAUUGACAGCAGUUAUUUUGUCUCUAUUUUUAAUUUUCUUUUGUUUUUUAUACAUUGUUCCUUUUAUAUUUUAUUAGACUAUUGCUUAUGUUUUAUUUAAUAUUUAUAUUUAUAAUUUAUCCGUAUGCAAACAAAUAUACAAUUUAAUUUUAAUGGCCAUCGCAUAUAAAUUUAUAUUGACAUACUAAAAUUCUUAGCUAUAAUCCGUAUUUUCUUACAUAUAUUUUUUUUACUAUGGCUUUAACUUUUAUUAUGUCUAAAUAUUAAAAGUUAUAAUAUUUUAAUAAUCUCCUCGUUCCGCGCAGGGCGCGGGUUAUCACCUAGUAUAGUACUAUUUGUCAAGUCAUGAUUUGCAGUAAAAUCUGUGAUAAUAGAUUCUGUAACAAAAACAAAUAACUACUUAUAAGUUAUAACUAUAAUAUGUAAAAAUCAUUUAAACUUAAACAAAUUGUCUGAAAAUCUUUGAAUUCCUAUCAGUUCUUCACCUAAUUAUUCACACCUCAGAUAUAUUUCCUUUUUACUACCUUUAUAUAUGAAUGGCCUUAAUUGGACUACAAUUUUGACAAAAUCUAUAACAUUUUGUCCUUGACAAAAUCUGGAAUUUAUAUUUAGACGUAUAUGAUAUAUCUCCACUAAAAUAGUCCUUAUUUCAGUAAAGAGUGUAUCAAAAUUUAUUGCCUUUCCUUCUUUUAUGGUCAAAGCAUUUAGGGCAUCAGCAAUGGUGAUACUCAAAGCACAAAUUUUUAGAAAUAGUAGUUAUGAUUAUUUUAUUUUAUUUUUUCAGAUUUUUUUUCUUAAAAAAAACUAACCAAUCGUGGGACGCCACAUGUCAGUGGGGCCCGCAAAUAGUUAAGAGGCUCAGCAAAUCGAAUCCUUAGCUAGGGAGUUUAUGAGUUUUUAUUGGCACAAAAACAUAGAUGAAGUGGGGCUAACAUAAUUUUGUAAUAAUUUUUUUCUUAAGGAUUUGUGCUAAGGAUCAUUGUUGCAGAUGGUCUUAGAACACCUGCAAUGGUGUUACUCUAAGAGGAGUCCUUAGAAAAAGUGUAUUUUGAUUUUUUAAAUAUUAUUAUUUAUUUUUUCUUUUUUAGAUAAAAAAAAUAAAUAUCAACCAAUCACGGAUCGCCACAUGUCGUCGGAACCCGCAAAUAGUGCAAUGAUUCACUAAGAAAGAGUCCUUAUUUAGAAAUUUUAAGGAUUGAAUCCUUAGCUUUUGGUGGGGUCUACCGAUUAUUUAAUUAUUUUUUCCUAAGGACUCCCCUUUAAGGAUUCCCAUUGUGGGUGCUCUUAUAUCCAUAAUGGUCCAACCUUGUAAUUCUUUUUUUUUGGCUACCAAAAAAUAUUUAAAUGGCCCUAUGAAGUAUGAACUCCUUAUAUUUUAAUAACAUUUUUGUCACAUUUAUUAAUUUUUAUCUCUUCCCCAAAUAAAAAAAAAACUAAAAGGGUUUCAAAUCAAACAAAAAAACAGUUCAAUUGUAUGUAUAAAUUGAGAGAAAACCCACAUUGUUUUUUCUUCUCUAAAGUUACAUCCAGCUGCUUCAUCACAAGCUUGAUCACUAAAAGCUUCCUCCUGGAAAAAAAACGAGAGACUCGUUGUUCAAGAAAACUCUAUUCAAAAUCUAACAAUUUGAUUAUUACAAGACAAAUCAAUCAAAGUUGUCACCUUUCAACUUGUUUCAGCCGUAAAGUUAUCACCUUUUCAACCUAUCCAUUAAAACACCUCUGUUUCUCUCUCUCCUCUCUCUCAAAGACAAUGAAAGAGUAUUGGACCUCUCUAGCUUCCCUUCUCGGCGUUAUAGCCUUCUGCCAGACCCUCAUGAACUCAGUCUUCCCACCAGAGCUCCGUUUCGCCAUCACCAAACACUUCAACACACUCUUCCAACUCUUCUCCUCCUACUGCUACUUCGACAUAACGGAGAUCGACGGCGUCAACACCAACGAGCUCUACGACGCCGUCCAGCUCUACCUAACCUCCUCCACCGUCACCUCCAACCGCCUCAGCCUCACCCGCGCCACCAACUCCUCCUCCACCACAUUCUCCCUCUCCAGCAACGACUCCAUCGCCGACACCUUCGACUCCGCCACCGUCCUCUGGGAGCACGUCGUCGCGCAGAGACAAACUCAGACCUUCGCGUGGCGGCCAAUGCCCGAUGAGAAGCGCGGCUUCACGCUCCGCGUCGAGAAGAAAGACAAAAGCUUUAUCCUCGGCUCUUACCUGGACCACAUCAUGGAAACAGCUAACGAGAUUCGCCGCAAGAAUCAAGAUCGGUUUCUUUACACGAACUCGCGCGGUGGCGGGGGAAUGGACUCGAGGGGGCUCCCUUGGGAGUCUGUUCCCUUUAAGCAUCCCAGCACGUUCGAGACGCUGGCGAUGGACCCGGCGAAGAAGAGAGAGAUCAUGGAGGAUCUCAAGGACUUCGCCGAGUGUGAGUCUUUUUACCGGAAGACCGGCCGGGCUUGGAAGAGAGGGUACUUGCUUUACGGACCACCGGGAACAGGGAAGUCGAGUAUGAUCGCAGCCAUGGCUAACUAUCUCGGAUACGACAUUUACGAUCUUGAGCUCGCGGAGGUAAGGAGCAACUCGGAGCUGAGGAAGCUGUUGAUGAAGACGAGCUCGAAGUCGAUAAUUGUGAUCGAGGAUAUAGACUGCUCGAUCGAUUUAAAGAACCGGAGCAAAAAGAAACAGAGUUAUUAUGAACCGGAGAUGAUGCUAACCGGGUCCGGUUUAGGAGGCGAUGAGGGGAAUGGGAACACGAUCACUUUGUCCGGUUUGUUGAACUUUACGGAUGGGCUUUGGUCCUGUUGCGGUAGCGAGAGGAUCUUUGUGUUCACGACCAAUCACAUUGAGAAGCUUGACCCCGCGUUGCUUAGGAGCGGGAGGAUGGAUAUGCAUGUGUACAUGAGUUACUGUACGUUUGCUUCGGUUAAGAUCUUGUUGAAGAAUUACUUGGGAUACGAGGAAGGAGAUUUAAGCGACGACGUUUUGAAGGAGCUUGAGAGGGUGGUUGAUAAGGCGGAGAUUACGCCUGCUGAUGUAAGCGAGUGUCUUAUUAAGAAUAAGAGGGAUAAAGAGAGAGCUGUGAGUGAGCUGUUGGAGGAUAUGAAAAGAAGGGCGGAGAGAAAUGAGAAGCAUGGGAAGCUAAGGGGUCAAAUUGGGAGGUUGGCUGUGGCUGACGACGCGGAGGAGCAGGAGAAGAGGGCUUUGGACAGUUCUUAUGGAGAAGAAGAAGAGAUUGAGGACAGCAUUUGCAAGAGUAGUGAAGAUUAAGUGUUCUAAUGUUUCAUUGUUCUUGAGUUUUUCUAACAUUCUAUGUUUACACAAUGUGAAGGUUGUGAUCUUUGUCUUUCUUUUUCUCCUUUUUGGGUAGUCAACUUUUAGAAGUGAGCUAAAGUGAAAGAUCAAGAAUAAGAGGAUUUAGAGAGUUAGUUGAAAAGAGCCAAUGGUGGUGCUGGAGAUUUUUUGUAUGUGGGGAUUAGAAAAUGCAAAGAGAAUCAUUGGAUAAACCAUUGGCAUAUGAUGUGUUAUGACUUAUAGUAAUAGUAGUGUUAUAGAAUAUCAUGGUUAUCAUAUAUUGUUAUGUACGGCCGUAUGGGAGUUUGUAUUUAAACUAUCUGCUUUAGUUGAUUAAGUAUCCCAAGAUUAAUAAUUUAUAUACAAGUCAGUGCAGACUUGUUUUGAGAUUU